UACGUUUAAAUAUGAGAAAAUUUUGUAUAAUAUGUUCCAUUCUACAAUUCUGAAAACAUUAUUAGUAAUAUAAUCAAGUUGCACUUUAAAAUACUUAAAGAUAUUUUAGAGCUUAUUGUUAGCGUAACGUUUGUGGAAGACAAAUCGAAUGUGAUAAGUUUAUCACAGUAUACACGCCAAGAAAACAUUAUUUUGCAAUACUGUUUUGCGCAAUAAGUAGAUAUACAUUGACGUGAGAUAAUUCCUACAAGAGCAAAAUUUUGUUGUUCUAAUCCUAGAAGUCGGUGACAAGCUCGAAUCGUAUUCUAGUCUUUCAGUGUACCGUUUUUAUCUACUUGAAUACAUUAUAGCUUCAAAAUAGUAUAUAUUUUAAUUUAAAUCAUAAAAUUCUCUAUAAAAACUGUGAUGAAAAAUGUCUUACAUUUAUAAGUUAUAAUGUACAACAUAUCAAAAAGCGAAGAAGAUGUAAGGACAUUUUUAUUAAAAUGAGUAUAAUUAUUGUUUUUUUCUAUGUUUGACUACUUACUGAACUUGAUAUAAGAUAUACUUAUAUAUUCAUAUACAAUUAUCAAUUCAUCUAUUGAUGUACAUUACAUAAUUACAUUUACAUUUAAUCAUUAACCAAUUUUUUGACAUUAAACUUUUGAACUUAUAAUUUUAUAACAGGAACAUUUCCAAUUUUUUCAGAACAUAACUUUAUUAAUUACAUUUCCUAUCUUUCAUUUUGUCCUAGGAAGCGAUUAAUUAGCAUCAUAUAAUCAUGAAAAAGUUGUAGAAAGUAUUUGCCUCUUCCAUAAUAUAUCACAAGAUAUUUCGUUCCAUGUCAUUAAUACUCAUUGUAACUCAAGAUCAAAGUAAAGUUGAUUACUAUUUAACUGUACACUCCCACUUGUUGAUAUUGUAUCUCAAUGUUAAUAUGUGCACGUUUCUGAUACGCGCGUCAAUGAUUCUGUUCUCUGAGUCUCACGGUCAGUCACUGCUGAUACGUUGUCCGCACUACAUCAGCCUACACGAUACCAAUUCGACCAAGUGAAACAAUGGCUGUCGUACUAGUGUCAUUGAUCCUCGCAGCAGUAGUUGUAUUCUAUUUUUAUUUGACGCGAAACUACAACUACUGGCAGAAAUGUGGAGUUCCGUGUGCAGAUGGAUUCUUUCCAGGAGUAGGCCACAUGUGGAUGCUUUUCACACAAACGAUGACUGACCUUUGUUGCAAAAUCUACAACGAUAACAAGCAACAUAGCAUGGUUGGUAUCUACAAUUACACGUUACCAUCAUUAAUGAUCCUCGAGCCGGAACUGGUGAAGACAGUGCUGCAGAGUAAUUUCGCGAGCUUCCACGAGAACAGUGUGAAGAUCGAUCCUAAAAUAGAUCCUCUCACAGCGCUCAAUCCUUUCUUUAGCUACGGCGAAAAGUGGGCAGCCGGUAGGAAGCGUCUCACUUACGCGUUUUCCAGCAUGCGACUGAAAAUUCUCCUCGAGAGUGUUAAACCGGUAUGUGUAAAAUUAGAGAACUACUUGGACAACAAAUUGGACAAAUCCGUAGAAGUUGAAGAAGAGUUGAAGAACUUGUUUUCUAAAUUCACUGCGCAAGUAGUGGCCGGUGCUGGAUUCGGUGUGGACGGGUACUGCUUCGAUGACGAGAAAAAGGAUAUGUCCUUCCAGAAAAUUGGCAAGGCCGUUUUGAAGCCGUCCAUUCGAAAGAAGAUCGUAUUUACCAUUGCAUUUUUCAUCCCUUCGCUAAACAAACUGUUCAAGUUCCCCUUAUUACCAAAGCAGAUCGAUCAGUUUUUUAGAACAUUAGUCACAGAGCUUAUUGAACAACGAAGGGCAGAUGGCAUACCCAAAAACGAUUUUCUUCAGUUGAUGGUUGAGCUGGAGCGGAUAGAAAACGAUAAAUUUGAUGUGGAAAUGCUUGCUUCUCAUGCGCUGUCGUUCUUCCUCGAUGGUUACGAGACCUCCAGCAUCACUUUGAGCUUCGUGGGCUUUCAAUUGGCCACCCACCCAGAAGUGCAGAACAGACUACGUGAUGAGGUGUUGACCGUGCUCAACAAAUACGAUAAUGAGAUCACUUAUGAAGCUUUAAAAGAGAUGGUAUAUAUGGAUCAAGUCAUCAACGAGUCAAUGAGACUCAUACCUACAGGAGGAUUCAUGUCGAAGACGUGCACUGAAGAAUUCGUGUUGAAAGGAUCUGAUGGACUCACCUGUCGCGUGCAACCUGGAACUAACGUUUUGAUACCAAUCCAAGGUCUACAUAAAGAUUCUCGAUACUGGGAGAAUCCCGAUGUGUUUGACCCCGACAGAUUCAGUUCGGACAGGAAGCACAACAUUCAGAAAUAUACCUUUCUUCCUUUCGGCGAGGGCCCACGGAUGUGUGUAGGAAUGAGAAUGGCUCUGUUGCAAAUGAAAGCAUGUUUAGCUGCGCUUCUAAGAAAGUACAGCUUAGAGCUAUCUCCGAAGACACAUGUGCCCUUGAAGAUGAUCAUGUAUGGAAUUAUAUUACCUGCCGUAAAGGGUGGCUUAUGGGUAAAAUUACGAAAGAUUUAAUUAAUUGGAGAAUUUUUUCAGAUUUUAGAUACAAGCGAAAUAAGUAGUUUUAAAUACCUAGGUAAUAAAAUUUCUUAUAAUAAUUCCUGAGUGAAUAAAAGUUAUAUAUUAUAUACAUAUAGUGCUAUCGUAAAUGU
Ooceraea biroi (clonal raider ant) is the source of this 2680-nucleotide messenger RNA. Its product is annotated as cytochrome P450 9e2. The record is from RefSeq and is a predicted model, not a curated record. NCBI's taxonomy places the organism in Eukaryota, Metazoa, Arthropoda, Insecta, Hymenoptera, Formicidae. Gene Ontology annotation, molecular function: heme binding; monooxygenase activity; iron ion binding.